This is a messenger RNA of Clarias gariepinus (North African catfish), 5459 nucleotides long. It is a transcript of the gene garnl3, whose product is annotated as GTPase activating Rap/RanGAP domain like 3. NCBI's taxonomy places the organism in Eukaryota, Metazoa, Chordata, Actinopteri, Siluriformes, Clariidae. The transcript has 31 exons. Bases 347 to 3457 code for a protein of 1036 amino acids. Gene Ontology annotation, cellular component: cytoplasm. The record is from RefSeq and is a predicted model, not a curated record. Gene Ontology annotation, biological process: activation of GTPase activity; regulation of small GTPase mediated signal transduction. Gene Ontology annotation, molecular function: GTPase activator activity.
GAGAGAGAGGAGAGAGAGAGAGAGAGUCUGCAAUUAGCGAACCCACCACCUGCAACCCAAGCGCGCGCGUGCCAGCAGAAGGGAAACGGCGGGAAUCCGUUUGCGCUCCCCUCGGUUGUUUUGCCGCGCGCGCUCCUCUCCGUCACGACUGCGCACGCAGGAGACACACAGCCUGAAAAACAAUGCGGGACUGAGUGCGCGGAGCUCGACCGACACACACACGCACACACACACACACACAGGCAGACAAACAGACAGAGGGGGAGAUAACAUGGUCACCCGCUCUCCUCAGUGAAGGGAGAAGGGAGAGCGAGUGGAAGCCUGGCGGAGAGAUCCUCACCGUCGCAUGGGGGCCAUGAGCGGCGCGGACACGGCGGCCAGCAAACUGUUGAACUUAACGCAGCGCUCUGCGUCCGAAGACCUGGGCUGCAGGAGAGGCGAGUUUAGCCGGAAACACUAUGGAUCGGUAGAACUGCUGAUCUCCAGCGAUGCAGAUGGAGCCAUACAGAGAGCUGGAAGGUUCAGGGUGGAGAACGGUUCCUUAGAUGAGAGUAUGGACUACACACCAGGAACCUGGAGAAGAACCGAUGUCCAUCUGGAGAAUCCAGAAUACCACACCAGAUGGUUCUUUAAGUACUUCCUGGGGAAAGUCCAUCAGAACUAUGUUGGUGUGGAUGCGGAAAAGAACCCGUUCUACUUAUCCGUGGUUCUGUCAGACCAGAACAACCAGAGGGUUCCACAGUACCGAGCCAUCCUUUGGCGCAAAACGGGUACUCUUAAGAUUAGCCUCCCUUACAGCCCCACUAAAACUUUAUCGGUCAAAUCUAUAUUAAGUGCUAUGAACAUGGAGCGCUUCGAGAAGGGCCCUAGGGAGAUCCUGAACCCAGAGAUCCAAAAGGACCUGCUGGUACUGGAAGAGCAAGAGGGUAGUGUGAACUUUAAAUUUGGAGUGCUCUAUGCCAAAGAUGGACAGUUGACAGAUGAUGAAAUGUUUAGUAACGAGUCAGGAAGUGAGAACUUUGACAAGUUUUUGAAUUUGCUUGGUGACACCAUUUGUCUGCAAGGCUGGGCUGGUUAUAGAGGAGGCCUGGACACUAAAAAUGACACUACAGGAAUAAACUCCAUCUAUACAGUAUAUCAGGGUCAUGAGCUCAUGUUCCACGUAUCUACCAUGUUACCUUACUCUAAAGAGAAUAAGCAACAGGUGGAGAGAAAGAGACAUAUCGGGAAUGACAUUGUCACCAUCGUAUUCCAGGAAGGAGAUGACGCCUCACCAUCAUUUAAGCCCUCCAUGAUCCGCUCCCAUUUCACACAUAUCUUUGCCUUAGUUAGAUACAACAGUCAGAAUGACACAUAUAGGUUGAAGAUUUUUUCAGAAGAGAGCGUGCCGUUGUUCGGACCUCCCCUUCCCUCACCGCCAGUAUUUACAGACCAUCAGGAGUUCAGGGACUUUUUACUAGUCAAAUUAAUAAACGGAGAGAAAGCCACUCUUGAGACCCCGACGUUUGCUCAGAAACGUCAGCGGACCCUUGACAUGUUGAUUAGAUCUUUGUAUCAAGACCUCAUGCCAGACCUGCACAAGGUUCCCUUUUCUCCACAGAACAUGUUAAAUCGUCGCUCCUUCAGUGACGUGCUGCCUGAAUCACCCAAGUCAGCCCGAAAGAAAGAGGAGGCCCGCCAGGCUGAGUUUGUCCGGAUAGGGCAGGCAUUAAAGUUGAAGACCAUAGUCAGAGGAGAUGCUCCUACUAGUUUGGUCAACACUGGACUUUGUAGGAAAGAGCCAUGGGAGUCUCAGUCUUUCUGCAGUAGCUUUGCACAUGAAAUCGUCUGUGGAGAUUCCUGGGGGCAGUCGUUACUGGUAGCCACAGAGUCAGCCGGGGUCAUGCUGUUAGAGGCCUCAGAUCCCUUGCUAUCCAGUGCAGACUCUCCAUCCCUGCCUCCAGUUCAAGUGAUUGACAAGACUCUGUCCGUCAAACAGAUGCAUGUACUUGAACCUCAGGAUCUCCUCAUCAUGAGGGCUGACAAAGGGAAAGACGCCCGUCUCUAUGUGUACAAACUGAGUGCUCUGAAAAGAGGGAUAGAGGAGCGACAACUUGUGCGCACCAAGUGUGACAGCAGAGAGAAUAAGCUGGAGAAAACCAAGGGCUGCCAUCUGUAUUCUAUAAACACACACCAUGGAGUGGAGCUACGCAUUGUGGCAGCGAUUAGAAACAAGCUGCUCCUUAUAACAAGGAAACACCCUCGUCUUGACUGCCUCAGCUGUGUCAGCACAAGCAUGGGAGCGAGUGAUUCUCCAGUUGAGGAGUUCCAGUACAUCCGGGAGAUCUGCUUAUGUGAUUCUCCAGUUGUCAUGGCACUGGUCGAUGGUCCAACAGGAGAGAAUGAUCAUAUGAUCUGUGUGGCAUACAAACACCAGUUUGACCUGAUCAAUGAGAGCACAGGGGAUGCCUACAGGCUGCACCAUGUGGAUGCCAACCGGGUCAAUUUUGUUGCGGCUAUAGACGUGUAUGAAGAUGGCGAGGCUGGGUUACUGCUCUGCUAUAACAACUUCUGUGCCUAUAAGAAGGUGUGUCCAUUUAAUGGUGCCACACCCAUGAUUCAGCCCAACUCUUCUGACUUUCACUUCAGCUGGAAUCAAAUGCCUAAUGGUAUUGUGUGUGCGUUCCCCUACAUUCUGGCCUUCACCACUGACUCCAUAGAGAUCCGACUGGUGGUCAAUGGAAACCUGGUUUACACUGCUGUGGUCCCAGAGCUUCAUCUGAUUGCAUCCAGGUCUGACAUUUACUUCAUAUCUUCAGCUCCAGUAAACUCUGCCUCCAACUGUAGCUCCAGAGACACCAGUUCCCAGAGUUCUCCUCAAACUCCAACAGGCUAUGAGCUGCCCAUUUUCCCCUCACCCCUUGGAGAUGAUUGUAUUCGGAUCCCCUACGGCACCAAGCUUUCCCUCUACAUGUCUAAAGAUUCUGAAGGGGAAGCUCCCUCCAAACACAUCUAUAAGAUUCCACUCUGUAACCUAGUAGGGCGAAGCAUAGAGAGGCCACUUAAGUCUCCAUUAGUCAGUAAGAUGCUUAUGGGUGCAGCACCUGGAGUGAUUGGCCCCGCCUCCGUGAUCUCGACCACACCCUCUCUCUCACUGUCUCGCAUGGAGAUCAAAGAGAUCGCCAGCCGAACGAGGAAAGAACUCCUGGGUUUAGCUGAAGAACCCAGCACCAAGUCGGACAGCGGCUCGAUGAAACAGAGGAAAACAAGCAGGAAAACGAAGGAGGAAGAGAAAAGGAGACCAGCAGGGGUCGCAAGCACUGAGCAAGUCGGUUUGGAGUGUGUUGAUGGCGACAUUGACAUUCAACGGCAUUGUUCUUCUGGCUCAGAGGCGGAGCCUUAUGAGGGCAGCCCACCCCUGACCAGCACUUUAACUCUGUCUGCAUCUUUUGAAGAGGACAUCCUGGACCUGAAGUGAUGACAAUCCUGUAGUGUGUUUCUUGUAGCCCCUUCUCAACUCCACCUGCGCUUUAUUUGUUUUGUUUUUUUCUUCUUUUUGUUUGUUUGUUUUUUUUAUUUGAUUUUUUUUCUAUUUACAUUUUAUGGUAUUUGAAUAUUUUUUUACUUUUGUAUCUGUUCUCAUCUACACUGAUGUAGAAGUGGAAUCACAAAGCUUUGCACCUGAGUGAGUUUACAGUAACCAGUGUGAUAAGAAGGAUACAAUGCACUUGUGCGUGCGUGUGUAUGCGUGUGUUGUGUGCAUGCGUUACUAUCUGUCCUGUUCAGUGAGGUUCAAGCUGAACUUAGCAACCGUCAUGAUAUCAAAAUACUGUAAGAGAAAGAAAAACGUGAAUGAGCCCUGAGAUGAGUAAGUCAGAGGGCCUCAAUCAGGUUUUGAUGACAUGGAACUUAUAGGAUACAUUUUAAUGCUAAUGUAGCUAUGAGAUUAGAAUUUAAGGGCAUAGCUUAUAUUUUCAGGUCGAAUGAUAUGAUCCAAAGCAUAGCAACAAAGUCUGAAUGUAAAUCUAAGUCAGUUUAUCUGUUUUAAAUCAUGUUGUAAUGUAAGUGAUUUAUCUGUCAAUUGCACAUUGUAAUUAUUUCAGAGUUUAAUAAUAUUAUAAUCUAUAUAGACUCAGAUCUCAGGCUGUGGCUGCACACGUGAAAAUAAAUAUGUACACCAAGAUAAAUAAAUUUAGUGAUGAAACUUUAUUAAAGAGUAUAGAUAAGUUAACCGUGAUGCUACACCCAAUGCUAACAAUCUCGAUCUGCACACCUUUGGCAAACAGGGCAGAAGUCUCCCACAAGUGCCAUUUUCCUACAACUCCCAGCAACUGCAUUAGAUCAGACCGGACAGGCAUUACAUUUCUCAUGAGGCAAGUAGUUACAAAAAAAAAAAAAAAACACUACCUAUAGCUCUUUCAUUAAACGGACACGACAUCGGCACAUGCGCCUCAGCUCAUGAUGCCUGACGUAAUAACUAUGUAAAAGUGCACUCUUUUAAGAAGAUGUUUUUUGUCUCUGGAUUAAAAGGGCUCCCAAACACCUGCAUGCCUCCCUUCAAUCAUAUUACAAAUUAAAAAGGGAUUUUCUACUAAAACUUUAGAAUUAGGAUUUGAUACCUUAACAAGUCAAAGGCAGUUUACAUUGAAUGAAAAAAUAAAUACAAAUGUCAGCUAAGGGUUUGAAUACAGUCUGCAGAUUAAGUUCCAGUUCAUAAGGCCAAAGUGAGUAAAGUAGCCAAUAGUGAAAUAGUUUUCACUCAUUGAGAUCUCACGAAUUGAGAAACAGAAUAAAAAUAUUGGCAUGUACAGAGUAAGAUAAGGAUGACAGAUAUGGCAUCAUAUGACACUAAAUGCAUGCCUAGUGAAUUCUUUCCUAACCAUUCUUCAACACUAGUAGAAGCUUGAGUGAUAAACUAAAUUGUGGGAAUUCAGUAUAUUUUUUCAGUGUAUCAUCGUUGCACUGAAGUUUUUAUCAUUAAUUAAAAGGAGUGUGUGGUGCUGGUGACUGAUGGAAGACAUUUAUAAUUUUACACUUUCGUUCUUUUCGCCUCUCAUCCCUCUGUUCGCUCGAUCCUCGUUGUUUUCCGCAGUGGUUUUUGUAUUUGAAUCAAUAUUAACUGUUUAGACUGUCGCUUAAACUGUUGCUGAUAUUAAAAUUAAAAAUAUAAAAGGAAAAAAAAGAGGAAAAAAAAUACACCAAGUGUCUUAAAAAUUGUAUUGCCAUUGUUUUUAAUGCCAAGUACUACUUGUAAAUGGUUGUGUUUCAGAUGUGGCCUCAAACAAAACUAUUAUUAUUAUUAUUAUUAUUAUUAUUAUUUGAGCAAGUGCUGUAGAUCACUGCUGUAGUUCGUAUUGUACAUUGAUAUUAAAUAAAUAUUUAUGAAAUUUCAAUGGUUAAAUUCAUGUGUUAGCAGGUUUCAUCCUAUUGAACUGACACUCGAUUUGACAAGACUAUGGAAGAAUGCAGAUAUUUGCUUU